Messenger RNA from Peromyscus leucopus (white-footed mouse), 1078 nucleotides. It is a transcript of the gene Lrrc72, whose product is annotated as leucine rich repeat containing 72. NCBI's taxonomy places the organism in Eukaryota, Metazoa, Chordata, Mammalia, Rodentia, Cricetidae. The transcript has 9 exons. The record is from RefSeq and is a predicted model, not a curated record. Gene Ontology annotation, molecular function: protein binding. The coding region runs from base 90 to 956 and encodes 288 amino acids.
UUGAAGGACAGCGACGGUGGGAAGAGAGCAGCGAAGCCUCGGCCCAGCCCGGUGGACUAUUGGUGCCCCUCACCGCCAUAAUUUUCCUGAUGUCCAGAGACCAGAAGUCCGCCUCGCUACUCAUCUUCCCAUGCUCCAAGCUCCGGAAGACGUCAAAAAGUGCUCCGCUGAGCAGUCUCCAGGCAGUUGAAGAUCAGCUAAAGAUAUGUGGCCACAAGAGGGAUGCUGAUGUCUUUGAGCUGUUCCUCUCUAGAAAGGACCUGACUGAGGUUAUUGAUCUUUCUAGAUUUAAAAAUUUAAAAUAUUUAUGGCUCCAUCAUAAUAAGCUGCAGGGGAUAGCAUUUUUAACUAGAAACUAUUGCCUGACAGAACUGUAUCUAAACAACAAUGCAAUAUUUGAGAUAGAAGGCCUGCAUAAUCUGCCCUCAUUGCAUAUUCUUAUGUUGCACCACAACGAGCUCACCAGCAUUGACGCUACGGUGAAGGAGCUGAAGGGGAUGCAGGACCUGAAGACCCUAAGUCUGUACCAAAACCCUUUAUCACAAUACAACUUAUACCGCUUGUAUAUAAUCUACCACCUUCCAGGAGUGGAGCUACUUGACCGGAAGCAAGUUACAGAGAAAGAGAGGAGAUCCAUGAUUACCAUUUUUGACCAUAAAAAAACUCAUAUCAUUCAAUCAAUAGCAUUUGGAGGAAGAGUGGAUGCCUCUUGGAACCCCAAGUUACCAAUAAGGCAAAAACGAGUUCAAAGACUUCCCUCAGAUUUCGAAUUUGGGGAUAAUGUUGACAAGACAGUGUUUGAUGACCCUGAAGAUGCUGUGUUUGCAAGAUCCAUGAAGAGGUCACUGAUGGCCAUUACCUCUAUGAACUGGGACACCGUUCCAACACGAAAGGAAAAGUAUGAAGAGGAGAAGAUGGCGAAGUUUCCCCAAAUGGUCAUGAUAUCCCUGAGAUAACAGUACUUCCAAACAUCCUAGGGCUGUUCAGUUGUAUGUUAAAAUGUCCCCAUGACUUAGCACAUUACACAUUUACUGCAACCUGGAGUUUAUAAAUAGGACAAUCAGUGAUGGGAAAAUGA